AUGUCUUUGGUUGGCGCUUACUAUGCUGGGAAGUCAGUCCUUGUUACAGGAGUCACAGGGUUUAUGGGCAAAGUCUUGGUCGAGAAGCUUCUCCGUUCUUGCCACGAUGUGAAAGCCAUCUAUGUGUGUGUGCGGCCCAAAGCUGGACAUUCCAUACAAACCCGAGUAGAGAAUAUGCUGAAAUGCAAGGUGUUUGAUAGAGUCCGGGAAGAAUGGCCCAAUUUCCAUGAGAAGAUUAAGCCCAUCAGUGCUGAGUUCACCCAGCCAAACCUGGCCAUCUCUUCCGAAGACAUGGAGCAGCUGCUCCCUCAGGUCAAUGUGAUCUUCCAUUGUGCUGCAACGGUUCGAUUUGAUGAGCCUCUGAAGGAUGCUCUUCUCCUGAAUGUUAUGGGUACCCAGCAGCUCCUGAGGCUGGCCCACCAAAUGAAGAACCUCGAAGCUCUCAUCCACGUUUCAACGGCCUUUUCAAACUGUAAUCGGAGGCACAUAGAGGAGGUCUUCUAUCCUGUUCCUGUGGAACCAACGAAGCUUUUGGACCUGCUGACGUGUAUGGAUGAGCCCCUCACCGAAGCGAUCACCCCCAAUUUGAUUGGAGACUGGCCUAACACAUACACUUUCUCCAAAGCUCUGACUGAACAUCUGAUCCAGCAGGAGAAAGGGGACUUGAAUGUUGCCAUCAUUCGACCCUCCAUCGUGGGGGCUAGUUGGCAGGAGCCCUUCCCGGGUUGGAUUGAUAACUACAAUAACAUAAGCGGCUCAUUAGUUGCGAUUGCAAAAGGGAUUUUACGGAGUGUGAAAUGCAAUCCAGGUGCAGUAGCUGAUGUUAUCCCAGUAGACCUGGCUAUCAACUUAACCAUCGCCGCUGGCUGGUACACUGCAGUUCACAGAACCAAAUCGCCCCUGAUUUACAACUGUACCUCGGGGACUCAACCAUUAUAUUGGGGAGAAAUAGUAAUCCAUAUGAAGCACAUGUUUGAAAAAAACCCAGUGGAGAAACCCUUCCGAAUACCAAAUGCCACCAUGACCUCCAGCCAUUUGAUCCAUCAGUACUGGACGUUUGUCUGUCACACCAUUCCUGCUUUUCUCUGCGACCUCUACCUGCAGCUGAUUGGAAAGAAGCCACGGAUGAGGAAGCUUUUUACUCGCUUGGAAAAGGCCAUGAGUCGCCUUGUUUUUACCAGUCAUUCCUGGGAUUGGAGCUCCGACAAUACAAACAUGUUGAUGAAAAGCUCAAUCAAAAGACAAAAACGUAAUGAGAGAUUAUUCUCCUUUGAUGUUUGUCAAGUGAAUUGGUCAGAAUACAUACAAAAUUACUACUUGGGAACUAAGAAAUAUCUGCUGAAGGAAGACAUGGCUGGAAUUCCUGCGGCCCAACAGCAUAUUAGAAUGCUAAAGACCAUCCACUGUGCACUGAAGGCCCUUCUCUUUGUGAUCACCUGGCGUAUAUUCGUUGCAAGAUCAAAAGUCGCUCAGGAUAUUGUGUGUUUUUUAUUAAACCUCUGCUACAAGUUUUUCAGCUACGCUAGAGCUUCCAGCACCCUUAGACAUUGA
Molecule: messenger RNA, 1551 nt
Organism: Thamnophis elegans (Western terrestrial garter snake)
Lineage: Eukaryota; Metazoa; Chordata; Lepidosauria; Squamata; Natricidae
Product: fatty acyl-CoA reductase 2-like
Biological process (GO): long-chain fatty-acyl-CoA metabolic process
Cellular component (GO): peroxisome
Molecular function (GO): alcohol-forming very long-chain fatty acyl-CoA reductase (NADP+) activity
Source: RefSeq, a predicted model, not a curated record